CCGGGCUGCGGGAGCGCGCACGUACACCUCACGUAAUGGUCUGUUUACGUCCAAUCUGAGAGGAGUCUCACUGCUGCUGCUGUGACCUGCUGCAGUAGUAGUCAUAUAGCUGGUUAAAAACUCGCACGGGGGACGAUAUGAAAUGAUUUCUGUCAUUUUAGACACAUAUGUCUUCGAGGAGGAGGGGGAUUAGUGCGACCUAUCAGAGGUCGUCAUGGAUUAGCUGUAGUUUCAGUGUGUUUUCCUCCAGACAGUGUGACUGACAGCAGGAACUGGGACAAGGGGACUUUGGUGCUACUGACGUUAGCUAGCAGAUCAACUUAGAUACACGUUUUCAAUCAGCUUUUACCGCUGCGACAGUUGUUGUUGUCUAGCGUUGGCGUUAGCCCUCAGCUGUCGUUGGCUGCUGCUUGCUAAUGUGUAGCUAUAGUUAUUGCCUCCCAGUGGUGGAAAAAGUAUUCAAAUCUUUUAACGAUUCCUGGAGUAGUUUGAGAUCCUUGAGAGAUUCUCAAGGCAGCAUGGCUCCCAAAGACAUCAUGACCAACUCCCAUGCCAAAUCCAUCCUAAAUGCCAUGAACGCACUUCGCAAGAGCAACACACUCUGUGAUAUCACUCUGAGGGUGGAGAACACAGAUUUCCCAGCUCACCGGAUUGUCUUGGCGGCCUGCAGCGACUACUUUUGUGCCAUGUUCACCAGUGAGCUUGCAGAGAAGGGGAAGUCUUUUGUCGACAUUCAGGGGCUCACUGCAGCAACUAUGGAGAUCUUGUUGGACUUUGUGUACACAGAGACGGUGCUAGUCACAGUGGAGAACGUACAAGAACUGCUUCCCGCAGCGUGCUUACUGCAGCUCAAAGGGGUGAAAAGAGCAUGUUGUGAUUUUUUGGAGAGUCAGCUCGAUCCCACCAACUGCCUGGGUAUCCGUGACUUCGCCGACACUCACAAUUGCGUCGACCUGAUGCAGGCCGCCGAGCUCUUUUCCCAGAAGCAUUUCUCCGAGGUGGUUCAACAUGAGGAGUUCAUGCUGCUCAGCCAGACAGAAGUCGAAAAGCUCAUAAAAUGUGACGAAAUCCAGGUGGACUCAGAGGAGCCUGUAUUUGAAGCCGUGUUAAACUGGGUCAAACACAACCGAAAAGAGCGAGAGCCCUACCUGCCAGACAUGCUCGAGUUUGUUCGUAUGCCGCUCCUGACCCCCCGCUACAUUACAGAUGUCAUUGAUGCCGAGCCUCUCAUUCGGUGUAGCCUGCCAUGUCGAGACCUUGUUGAUGAAGCCAAGAAAUUCCACUUAAGACCGGAGCUGAGGAGUGAGAUGCAGGGCCCACGCACACAAGCAAGAUUAGGUGCCAAAGAAGUCCUGUUGGUUAUAGGCGGGUUUGGCAGCCAACAAUCACCAAUAGACAUAGUUGAGAAAUAUGAUCCGAAAACACAAGAAUGGAGCUCCCUUCCUAACAUUGCACGGAAAAGGCGUUAUGUCGCCACGGUGUCCCUCCACGAUCGAGUCUAUGUGAUCGGAGGCUACGACGGUCGGUCGAGGCUCAGCUCCGUCGAGUGCCUGGACUACACAGCGGACGAGGACGGCGUUUGGUACACCGUCGCCACCAUGAAUGUACGUCGUGGCCUCGCUGGAGCCACGACACUCGGAGACAUGAUCUAUGUUGCCGGCGGCUUCGAUGGCAGCCGGCGUCACACCAGCAUGGAGCGAUACGAUCCAAACAUUGACCAGUGGAGCAUGCUGGGAGAUAUGCAGACGGCUAGAGAAGGAGCUGGUCUGGUGGUGGCCAGUGGACUCAUAUACUGUCUAGGUGGAUACGAUGGCCUAAAUAUCCUGAAUUCAGUGGAGCGGUAUGACCCACACACAGGCCACUGGACGAGUGUUACGCCUAUGGCCACCAAGCGGUCAGGCGCUGGUGUGGCUUUACUCAACGACCACAUCUACGUAGUGGGAGGCUUUGAUGGUGUUUCACACCUCGACUCUGUAGAGGUCUACAACAUCAGAACAGACUAUUGGACAACUGUAGCCAGUAUGACGACGCCCCGAUGUUACGUAGGAGCCACCGUCCUCAGAGGACGUCUCUACGCCAUCGCCGGAUAUGAUGGGAACUCUCUCCUCAGCAGUAUUGAAUGUUACGACCCGGUCAUCGACUCCUGGGAAGUCGUCACUUCGAUGGCGACGCAGCGGUGCGACGCCGGCGUCUGUGUUCUACGCGAAAAGUGAUCUUUGCCAAGAAACAAGAAACCACAAGAGGAAAAUCAGAAGGGAGGACAGGCAGCUAGACUUUGCUAAAAAAUGCCACUAAAACAGAGCCACACAAAGGGAGAUGUUUGUUCGCCAGUAUGCAAAUAGGUUCUCUCAGUCAGUCGGACUGCGCAACAGAGAUUGGUGGCAGACUUCACCUCAAAAGAGGCCUCCGACGAGCCCAUCACCACUUGCAUGACUCUCUUCGGUGGUACUUGUUGCUGUCGUUACCUGUGAGAUUAUUUUUUCAGUUUGUCUUCAAAGUGCAAUAUAUUUCUACUCAUCAUAAACAGAAAAAGAUGGAGUCGACAUAGACUCCGGUUGCUGCUAUAUGCCUUAUGACUUUGGCCUACAUCAAACAGUGAACAUCCGUGUUGCCUCCCAUUUGACUUUGAUGAUAGUUACAGUACAUUGGCUUAUUGUCGAGUGUACUCAUUUGGCAUUUGCGAAGUCAUUAAUGGGUCAGUAAUUCAACCCUUUUUGUAAUUCUUUCAGUAAACAGUGCUUUUAGAUUCAAAUCACUUUAAUACAGAAGGUUUAAUACGUAUUGUCGCUCUCAGAAUAUAUAUUUAGAGAUCAAUAUCGUUUUAGAAAAUGACUGAAUUGUACCAGUUGAUUAUUUUGUCCCUGAAGAAUCACAAAGUAAUAACUAUGAGGUGCAUGUGAUUUAUUUAAUUUUUUUUCUCAGCUUAUAGAUCUGGACAUGUACAUGUAGGACUCAAAGUCCUAACAUCACUGUUGCCUGGGAAGUGAAUAAACACACUGAGAACUGACGCGUUUUAUCCUCUCGGUCUGUAAGCACCUGAUAAGUGAUGCAGGGAGACAAAACGCUGUAUAUUCGCUUCACACGUCGUCAGCUGAGUCAGUGGCAUCAUCAUCAUUCACAUCCGCAGAGCGAAUGUGAGGAAUCAUCCAGCCACUCGAAGCAGUUUGAUGUCUCAUUCAACAAACGAUACAAGGUAGACUCAUACAUUUUAUCCUUGUACAACUUAUUUACACGAGGAAACGGUAAAAACUGUCCACAUGCCACCUGAUUACUAAUAAUAGCUCUAUGCCACCAUGGGGUUGAUAUUUGUGAUUUUGAAUGAAAUAUCUCAACAAACCAUUUAAUUGAAUUACUAUUAAAUUUGGUACAAACGUUCAUGUUCCCCUCAGAAUAAAUUGGAAUAAAUUUUGUGAU
This is a messenger RNA of Sebastes umbrosus (honeycomb rockfish), 3414 nucleotides long. Its product is annotated as kelch-like protein 12. Gene Ontology annotation, molecular function: protein binding. The record is from RefSeq and is a predicted model, not a curated record. The transcript has 13 exons. NCBI's taxonomy places the organism in Eukaryota, Metazoa, Chordata, Actinopteri, Perciformes, Sebastidae. The coding region runs from base 417 to 2213 and encodes 598 amino acids.